CUACAUCGUAAAUUGCCUUCAAAUAGCCCACUCCCCAACCCCAGGUCGCGUCGCUUCCUCUCGCUCAAAACAUAUUUUCACUGUGCGCGCCUUCUUGAUUCAAUCCGCUCUUUCCACGCGACGCGCAAUCUCAGAUGACCUUCGAUACCGCUCCUGCGCCUCGACGCCUUCGAGACAACAACCCACAAUUCGGACAGACAUCGCUACCUUCCUCACGCGAGCUUGGUGAAGUGAUACCUGCGAAACUGCCUGAUGGUGCCCCAGUAGCAGCCGGAAGUCCGGCGUUCGCAAAGUCAUGGGCGCAUUUCGUCGCUGGAGGUCUUGGUGGUAUGGCCUCUGCAACCUUGACCGCGCCGCUUGAUGUCCUCAAGACACGCCUGCAAUCUACCUACUAUCAACAGCACCUCGCCGCCAUGAGAACCGCCCGAGGGUUACCGCCGAUCGAGACCAUGUCAUUCGCCCGCAGCUCGUUGCUCCACAUCCGCGAAACGGGGGAGAUCCUGUGGCAGGUCCCCAAGGCCGAGGGCUGGCGAGCACUCUUCAAGGGCCUUGGACCCAACCUCAUUGGUGUUGUCCCUGCCCGCGCUAUCAAUUUCUAUGUGUACGGAAACAGCAAGAAGGUCAUCAGCACGCACUUCAACAAUGGGCAAGAAGCUGCGUGGGUCCAUCUGUGUUCUGCAGCAGCGGCUGGCAUCGUCACAGGAACCGCAACGAACCCCAUCUGGCUGGUGAAGACCCGACUACAACUCGACAAGAACAUCCACAGCGACGGCCGCGGUCGCCAGUACAAGAACGCGCUCGACUGCACAAUGCAGACCGUUAGGAAAGAAGGGUUCUUCGGCCUAUACCGCGGUUUGACUGCCAGUUACCUCGGUGUAUCAGAGAGCACAUUGCAGUGGAUGAUGUACGAACAGAUGAAGCUCGCACUGGCGAGGCGUGCUGAGCGAGUUGCGGCGAGUGGCCGGGGACCUACAGCAUGGGAUACGACAGUUGACUGGACUGGCAAGAUCUCUGCCGCUGGCGCUGCCAAAUUCAUCGCUGCACUGAUCACCUACCCCCACGAGGUCGUCCGAACACGCCUACGACAGGCUCCUCAGCAGGAUGGACGUCUGAAGUACACCGGCCUCGCACAAUGCUUCAAGCUCAUCUGGAAAGAGGAGGGCAUGGCUGCGCUGUACGGUGGACUUGUACCUCACAUGUUCCGUGUCGUGCCCAGCGCCGCGAUUAUGUUCGGCACGUACGAGGGCGUACUGAAGCUCCUCGGCGAGUCCAGCAACAUGUAAAACACCUUUGUCAUUUCUCUUCGCUUGUACAACAUUUGAUUGUACAACAUUUGGCUGCAUGGGCACGGCGUUGCAACAUUGGAAGCAUACACUGACGGCGUCUUUUCACUCGGUAUGGUUACUCAGCAUCUACGCUUAGAUUCUUCGGAACGCUUGUAUAACAAAAUAUGUAUAGAACUGGCGUGAUGGGUUGGGAAUAUAGUGUGGGUGGAUGUAAGAGUACGACGGUAUGAGCGAGCCUCAACUCAGUCACUGAAGACGCAACGAAAAGCCAAAUAAUGAUAAUCACACCAAGCUAUAAAUCUCUGUCAUCAGACCAUCUUUUGUUGACUUGUUACAGUUCAACGAUCGCGCAGCGAAUCGAGCAUUCGG
Didymella exigua CBS 183.55 is the source of this 1655-nucleotide messenger RNA. Its product is annotated as calcium-binding mitochondrial carrier protein Aralar2. Lineage: Eukaryota; Fungi; Ascomycota; Dothideomycetes; Pleosporales; Didymellaceae. Bases 135 to 1283 code for a protein of 382 amino acids. Gene Ontology annotation, biological process: pyrimidine nucleotide import into mitochondrion. Gene Ontology annotation, molecular function: pyrimidine nucleotide transmembrane transporter activity. The transcript has 2 exons. The record is from RefSeq and is a predicted model, not a curated record. Gene Ontology annotation, cellular component: mitochondrion.